UUGUGAUGUGACUGCGCAUACAGAUCAAUUUGCGGAUUGCGAACAGGUGAAGUGUAGUUGGAGGCACUGCAGCCUAAUGGAGGAUGAUUAUGAAGUAAGAAAUUUAUCGCAGUUGUCACUUGAGGAUGCGGCCCGUGUUGAGGAGCAGCUUGGUGCAGUACGAACUGACGUCUUGGUUACGGGGCGUUUCAAGUUGGCAAGUCGUCGCUUCAUAAAACGCGAUGUUCUUCAAAGAAGGGGAAGACUCCCUUUGCAACGCAUGAAGCGGGAGGCUGCCGCAAUGACACGGAUGUGUAUUCCAUUCCAUCUUUCACCCCAUGGAGUGGUACUGUGGCUUUGCAGUACUGGCGCACGAAGCGCAGCGAGGCCAGCAUCGGAACUGAGCGGCGGGCGAGGCCAGCCCCUCGGCUGCUGAAAAUAUUUAGUAACAUGCUAUUUUGCUCUGUCAACUACUGGCUUCUUCAAAUGUUGCAGCACAAAUGAAAACG
Messenger RNA from Geodia barretti, 488 nucleotides. Lineage: Eukaryota; Metazoa; Porifera; Demospongiae; Tetractinellida; Geodiidae. The record is from the annotation of a GenBank genome assembly.